Messenger RNA from Entelurus aequoreus (snake pipefish), 698 nucleotides. RefSeq names its product gamma-crystallin M2-like. Bases 100 to 633 code for a protein of 177 amino acids. Gene Ontology annotation, biological process: lens development in camera-type eye; visual perception. NCBI's taxonomy places the organism in Eukaryota, Metazoa, Chordata, Actinopteri, Syngnathiformes, Syngnathidae. Gene Ontology annotation, molecular function: structural constituent of eye lens. The transcript is spliced from 3 exons. The record is from RefSeq and is a predicted model, not a curated record.
AUUUGAAUGACAAGCGUUCCACUGGCAUUGCAUUUCAUCCGCCUUUAUAUAAACGGAGGAUCUGGAUUUGAUGGGACCGACAGGGAGCACUAGGUGACGAUGGAGCGCGCAGGGAAGAUUUCCUUCUAUGAGGACAAGAACUACCAGGGCCGCUGCUUUGAAUGCAGCAGUGACAGUCCCGAGCUCAGCUCCCACUUGAGCCGCUGCAACUCCAUCCGGGUGGAGGGUGGCACCUGGGUCCUCUACGAAAGACCCCAGUACAUGGGCUACCAGUAUGUGCUGGUGCAGGGCGAGUAUCCCAACUACCAGAGCUGGAACGGCUUCAACGACACCAUCCGCUCCUGUCGCCUGAUCAGACAUCCCCCAAGCAGGCACAGGAUUCGCAUCUACGAGCGUCCGGACUUUGACGGCCAGAUGAUGGAGUUCAACGACGACCAGCCAAACCUGCAGGACCGCUGGCGAUACCGGGACGUUCACUCGGCCCACGUCCAAGACGGCAUCUGGGUCUUCUACGAGCAGCCCAACUACAGGGGGCGCCAGUACCUGCUGGAGAAGGGCGAAUACAGGCGGCAUGCCGAGUGGGGGGCCCUUCAUCCUACCGUGGGCUCCAUGAGGCGCGUUGCGGACUAUUAGCCGGUCUCCUUCCCGCAUUCGCUCCUCUUUCCUCCCCCCGCCUCGCAAUAAAUGCACAAGCUUGA